Messenger RNA from Cygnus olor (mute swan), 2083 nucleotides. RefSeq names its product gamma-aminobutyric acid type A receptor subunit alpha2 (gene GABRA2). Bases 166 to 1533 code for a protein of 455 amino acids. NCBI's taxonomy places the organism in Eukaryota, Metazoa, Chordata, Aves, Anseriformes, Anatidae. The transcript is spliced from 10 exons. The record is from RefSeq and is a predicted model, not a curated record. Gene Ontology annotation, molecular function: transmitter-gated monoatomic ion channel activity involved in regulation of postsynaptic membrane potential; GABA-gated chloride ion channel activity; GABA-A receptor activity. Gene Ontology annotation, biological process: chloride transport; synaptic transmission, GABAergic; gamma-aminobutyric acid signaling pathway. Gene Ontology annotation, cellular component: GABA-A receptor complex; synapse; postsynapse.
GCCACCGCAGCCCCCCUGUCAGGAGCGGCCGUUUCAGCAGGGUGACUUGCAUCUUCCCUGCCCCCGCGCCGGCACCGGGGCCGGGGGGGGCCCGUUCCCUCACCCUCCCCAUCUGAAGCCCCCCCUUCCCACCCCGGCUGCUCCCAGGUUUUGCAAAGAGCGGCGAUGAAGAGGAAGCUGGCACUCUCCAAGAUGCAGUUGGUUCUUCUCGUUUUAUUGGUGUGGCUACCAACAAGAUCAGUGCUGGCUGACUCCCUGGAAGACGAAGCUAAGAAUAACAUCACCAUCUUUACAAGAAUUCUAGACAGACUUCUGGAUGGUUAUGAUAAUCGUCUUAGACCUGGAUUAGGAGAUAGUAUUACUGAAGUCUUCACUAACAUCUAUGUGACCAGUUUUGGACCUGUUUCAGACACAGAUAUGGAGUACACAAUAGAUGUUUUCUUCCGUCAGAGAUGGAAGGAUGAGAGAUUAAAGUUUAAGGGCCCAAUGAACAUUCUUAGAUUGAACAACUUAAUGGCCAGCAAAAUCUGGACCCCAGAUACAUUUUUUCACAAUGGGAAGAAGUCAGUGGCUCAUAAUAUGACAAUGCCAAACAAGCUUCUACGAAUCCAAGAUGAUGGAACUCUCUUGUACACCAUGAGGCUUACAGUCCAAGCUGAAUGUCCAAUGCACUUGGAGGACUUCCCUAUGGAUGCUCAUUCAUGCCCAUUGAAAUUUGGCAGCUAUGCAUACACAACUUCAGAAGUGACAUAUAUUUGGACUUACAAUGCUUCAGAUUCAGUACAGGUGGCACCAGAUGGUUCAAGAUUGAAUCAGUAUGAUCUUUUAGGCCAAACAAUUGGAAAAGAGACAGUUAAAUCCAGUACAGGUGAAUAUACAGUAAUGACGGCUCAUUUUCACUUGAAGAGAAAAAUUGGUUAUUUUGUCAUUCAGACUUACCUCCCCUGUAUCAUGACUGUCAUUCUUUCCCAAGUGUCAUUCUGGCUUAACAGAGAAUCUGUACCUGCCAGGACAGUCUUUGGAGUAACAACUGUGUUGACAAUGACAACACUGAGCAUCAGUGCUCGAAAUUCACUCCCCAAAGUAGCAUAUGCAACAGCUAUGGAUUGGUUUAUCGCUGUUUGUUAUGCAUUUGUAUUCUCUGCAUUAAUUGAAUUUGCAACUGUAAAUUAUUUCACAAAACGAGGAUGGGCCUGGGAUGGAAAAAGUGUAGUGAAUGAUAAGAAAAAAGAAAAAGCAUCUGUCAUUAAGAAAAACAAUGCCUAUGCAGUAGCUGUUGCCAACUAUGCUCCAAAUAUUACCAAGGACUCAGUGCUGCCGACCAUCUCCAAGAGUGCUACAACUGCAGAACCCAACAAGGCAAAACCAGAAGCGAAGCCACAGGAAGCGAAGAAGACAUUCAACAGUGUUAGCAAAAUUGACAGAAUGUCUAGAAUAGUGUUUCCUGUCUUAUUUGGUACUUUUAAUUUAGUGUAUUGGGCUACAUAUUUAAACAGGGAGCCUGUCUUACUUGGCUUUGCGCCAUCAACCUAAAAGCUGAAUUGCACUGAGGACUUAAAACAUCAUUCUAAUCAGAUAGGUUGUUUGCUAUGUACAGUACGACUAAUAACUGCUAAUCUGUGAACCAUUAUGUACAGAGUGUAUAUAGAUGUCUUAUCUGUGUAUCUCCAAAGGAGGGACACAGUGUUAAUUCAUGGGUCUGUAAACAGAUACCACCCAUGGCAAAUAUAGCCAGCUCUUUAAAAGUUAUACCCAGGGGAGUUCUGUUAAACUAGGAUUCAAAUAUACAGAAUUAUAUUCUCUCCAUACAGUGAAAUGAAGAUAUGAUCCUACUUAAUUAUUUAGGAACAGUAUUUUUUUAAUUUAAAGUUAAGAUAUUUUUCUAUAAAGUAACUAAUUCUACUUUAAUGAAAGAAACUGUCAUUUAGAAAAGUGAUUUUUUUAAAAAGGGUGUAAUUGUUUCAUACAAUAGCGGUACCCAUGUACAUAAGAGUACGGAGGUCAUACAGUUCUAUUGUUCACAAUCAUUCUGGAUACUAGUUAGGCUGAAGAGGUAGUAAAGGCUACUACUAUAUGGCAAAAG